GAAAUAGGAAGCAUUGAAAAUGAGUUCAGAGGGUACCAAGUCCUUGACCUGCUUUAUCCUCGUUAUUAACCUACUCAUGUAUGCCAUUGUCUUGGCUCUUGCUGCUUGGGCUCUUAAUUAUGGUAUCAAUGAAACACCCGGAGCAGUGAAAGGACUUUCAGUGCCAGCAACGAUAUUCCCAAUAUAUUACCCAAUUGGGAAUUUGGCCACUGGUUUUUUUGUAAUUUUGUCACUUUUGGCUGGUCUUGUUGGAAUAGCAUCAUCACUUUCAGGCCUUUAUAAUGUGUUGGAAUGGAAGCCAUCAAGCUUGUUAUCUGCUGCUGCUUCUUCUCUCACCGCUUGGGCUCUCACUCUCCUUGCAAUGGGGUUCGCAUGCAAGGAAAUUAGCAUUGGUUAUAGGCCUGCAAACUUGAGAGCAAUGGAGACGUUGACGAUAAUAUUAAGUGGGACACAACUUAUUUGCAUAGGAGCUAUUCAUGCAGGACUUUCAGCUGCAAAUAACCCAGUCAACCACGGUAGACAUUUUAGUCAUGUACCCCGACGAACUUUUCAAAAACCACCAAGUCAACAGGGUCAAUCCACCACUACACAUGGGUUGAAAGGAUUUUUAAAAUUUUUUUGCCCAAACCUGGUUUGAAGUGUUUUAUUUUUUAUUUUUUAUUAUUAAAUAAAAAGUCGUUUCCAAGAGGAUUUGAA
Messenger RNA from Dioscorea cayenensis subsp. rotundata (Guinea yam), 696 nucleotides. RefSeq names its product membrane protein PM19L-like. Bases 20 to 637 code for a protein of 205 amino acids. The transcript is spliced from 4 exons. The record is from RefSeq and is a predicted model, not a curated record. NCBI's taxonomy places the organism in Eukaryota, Viridiplantae, Streptophyta, Magnoliopsida, Dioscoreales, Dioscoreaceae.